UUUUUCUCGUAAAAGCAAAUGACAAACCCUUUCAAAAUAACUGUGAGCGUUGGAAAGCGAUUAAAGUUACCAGUCCACCAACUUCAUCUUGCCUCCAGAAGAACAAAACUCAAAGUAUUUCGCAUUGCUUUUAUAAUUGUCUAUCAUAUAAAGUACACAUCUAUAUGAUAAGCUACAACAUCGAUGAGAAGAACUGUCUGUGCUGUGCUGACUUCCCUGGCAAUGUUUCUUAUGAUCUCAAAUGGAAAUCUUACAUGCCUCCCCAUUGUCCGCCAGGAUACACUGUUUACAAGUACUUGUUCUUUGAGAUCUGCUUGAAGUUUGUACCAUCCUCAUCUAACCAUUCAGAAGCAGAUACCAAUUGUUCUAAUGAGGGCGCAGAACUACCAAAACUUGAUUCAUGGGAGAAGUACAACAUUUUUAGAAGUCAUAUGCGACAACAAAGACUCAACUACCAUUAUACUGUAUGGCUUCAAGGAGAGGAGAUUGAUGGCGUAUGGAGAUUUCGUGAUGGAACUUUUUUCGACAAUAACUGUAAAACCAUCAGACAGACGAAUUAUCCGGAGGAGACCCAUUUGACGUCAUCAAGUGAAACAGAUUUCGGCUGCGAUGACGAAGAUCCUGCGAACAAACAUCAUCACGUUUGUGAAAUUUAUCGUACUUUUAAAGACUUUUAAUGAAACUCCUCUGCUUUAGUCUAAGGAAAUGAACGAAACACCAUUAUUUUCACGAGAAAACAUUUUUUUGUAAAGCUUGUAUGGUUUUCUUAGAAAAUUAUU
Messenger RNA from Saccostrea cuccullata (small rock oyster), 779 nucleotides. RefSeq lists its product as uncharacterized. The coding region runs from base 165 to 677 and encodes 170 amino acids. The record is from RefSeq and is a predicted model, not a curated record. The transcript is spliced from 3 exons. Lineage: Eukaryota; Metazoa; Mollusca; Bivalvia; Ostreida; Ostreidae.